UCAGAGAUCCUUUGAGACUGCAAAGACUAUUUAAAGAAGGAAGACGGCAUGAGAUAGGAUUCAGUGCAGUAAAGUAGGUUAGUUUGAGGACAAGAAAAAAAGUCAUUAUUUAGACCUUCUUGCGUUGCCGUGAUGAGAACUUACCAUUGCUUCUGGCUGCUGUUUUGGGCUGGUCAGCCCCACCAAAGUUUCUUAACUCCAUUAUCCAAAAGGACUAGUGGCUUUCCAGGAAAGGAAAAGGUUUUGGUAUUGUCUGGAAACAGCAGGCGGGACCUUCAUCGUUCCAAAAGGAGCUGGAUGUGGAAUCAGUUCUUUUUAUUGGAGGAAUACACAGGAACUGACUACCAAUAUGUUGGCAAGCUGCAUUCAGACCAGGAUAAAGGAGAUGGAUCACUUAAGUACAUCCUUUCUGGAGAUGGAGCAGGAGACCUCUUCAUUAUCAAUGAAAACACUGGUGACAUCCAGGCCACAAGGAGACUAGACAGGGAAGAAAAGCCUGUAUACAUACUCCGUGCCCAGGCUGUAAACAGAAGAACUGGAAGACCAGUGGAACCAGAAUCUGAGUUCAUCAUUAAGAUCCAUGAUAUCAACGACAAUGAGCCAAUGUUUACAAAGGACGUUUACAAUGCCAGCAUUCCCGAAAUGUCAGAUGUUGGUACCUUUGUUGUGCAAGUCACCGCAACUGAUGCUGAUGAUCCUACAUAUGGGAACAGUGCUAAAGUUGUCUACAGCAUUCUCCAGGGACAACCAUAUUUCUCCGUUGAAUCUGAGACAGGUGUUAUUAAAACUGCUUUGCUAAACAUGGACCGUGAAAACAGGGAGCAAUACCAAGUGGUCAUCCAGGCUAAGGACAUGGGAGGCCAGAUGGGUGGAUUAUCAGGAACCACCACCGUGAACAUCACAUUGACUGACGUAAACGACAAUCCGCCUCGCUUCCCCCAGAGCACAUACCAAUUCAGAGCUCCUGAGUCUAUGCCACCUGACUCACCGGUUGGCAGGAUAAAAGCUAAUGAUGCUGACGUGGAUGAAAAUGCAGAGAUUGAAUACAGCAUCACUGAGGGGGAUGGAUAUGACAUGUUUGGAAUUACCACAGACAAGGACACACAGGAAGGAAUUAUAACUGUCAAAAAGGCAUUGGAUUUCGAAAAUAAAAACCUGUAUAUUCUGAAAGUGGAAGCUACCAAUACUCACGUGGACCCUCGAUUCCUCUACCUGGGACCAUUCAAGGACUCAGCUACAGUCAGAAUUCAGGUGGAGGAUGUAGAUGAACCCCCCGUGUUCAGCAGACCAGCAUACAUAAUGGAAGUGAAAGAAGGUGUUCCAAUAAACACUGUAAUAGGAACAGUAACUGCUCAGGAUCCAGACGCUGCCAAGAACCCUGUCAAGUACUCUGUAGAUCGACACACUGAUAUGGACAGAGUAUUCAACAUCAAUUCAGGAAAUGGUUCGAUAUUUACUUCAAAACCCCUUGACCGGGAAACACUGCUAUGGCACAACAUUACAGUAAUAGCAGCAGAGAUCAACAACCCAAAACAAAGCAGCCGUGUCCCAGUGUUCAUUAAGGUUUUGGAUGUAAAUGACAAUGCUCCAGAGUUUGCCAUGUUUUACGAGACCUUCGUCUGUGAAAAUGCAAAGGCAGAACAGCUGAUACAAACAUUAAGUGCUGUUGAUAAAGAUGACUCUUACAGUGGACAUCAGUUUUCAUUCUCCUUAGCUCCCGAGGCAGCCAGCAGCUCAAACUUUACACUACAGGACAACAGAGACAACACAGCAGGGAUUUUCACCCGAAAAACCAGAUAUAACCGGCAUGAAAUGAGUACCUACUUCUUGCCAGUGGUAAUAUCAGACAAUGACUACCCUAUCCAGAGCAGCACUGAAACGGUGACUAUUCGAGUAUGUGCUUGUGACCAUCGAGGAAAGAUGCUGUCCUGUAAUGCCGAAGCCUUGAUUCAUCCUACUGGUCUUAGCACUGGGGCUCUUAUUGCCAUUCUUCUCUGUAUCAUUAUAUUACUCGUUACAGUGGUGCUGUUUGCAGCACUGAGACGGCAGCGGAAGAAAGAGCCUUUGAUUAUUUCCAAAGAAGACAUCAGAGACAACAUUGUCAGUUAUAACGAUGAAGGUGGUGGAGAGGAAGACACCCAGGCAUUUGAUAUCGGCACGCUGAGGAAUCCUGAAGCCAUAGACGAUAAUAAGUUACGCAGAGACAUUGUGCCGGAAACACUUUUUAUGCCACGGCGGACUGCAACAGCGCGAGAUAACACGGAUGUCAGAGAUUUCAUUAACCAAAGGUUAAAGGAAAAUGAUACAGAUCCAACGGCACCCCCGUAUGACUCGUUAGCAACCUACGCGUAUGAAGGUAAUGGUUCUGUGGCCGAGUCCCUCAGCUCCUUGGAGUCGGUGACUACAGACGGAGAUCAGGACUACGAUUACCUCAGUGACUGGGGACCUCGGUUUAAAAAGCUGGCAGAUAUGUAUGGCGCAAUGGACAGUGACAAAGACUCUUAAUAUGUUGCCU
Aptenodytes forsteri (emperor penguin) is the source of this 2515-nucleotide messenger RNA. It is a transcript of the gene CDH6, whose product is annotated as cadherin 6. Gene Ontology annotation, biological process: calcium-dependent cell-cell adhesion; multicellular organism development; cell morphogenesis. The transcript has 11 exons. Gene Ontology annotation, cellular component: plasma membrane; catenin complex; adherens junction. Lineage: Eukaryota; Metazoa; Chordata; Aves; Sphenisciformes; Spheniscidae. The coding region runs from base 133 to 2505 and encodes 790 amino acids. Gene Ontology annotation, molecular function: calcium ion binding; cadherin binding. The record is from RefSeq and is a predicted model, not a curated record.